This is a messenger RNA of Pezoporus flaviventris, 1145 nucleotides long. RefSeq names its product centrosome-associated protein CEP250-like. Gene Ontology annotation, biological process: cilium assembly. The record is from RefSeq and is a predicted model, not a curated record. Lineage: Eukaryota; Metazoa; Chordata; Aves; Psittaciformes; Psittacidae. The transcript has 8 exons. The coding region runs from base 27 to 1145 and encodes 372 amino acids.
AAUUGCUCCUUCACAGGAAUCAGCUGAUGCAGGACGAUCAUGAGCUUACGGAGGCACUGAAGAAGGUUUACCACCAGCAAGAUUCGACCAAGCUUGAUCUGGAGCAGCUGCUCCAAGAGUCCUCUGGCCAAGUGCACACUCUGGCCAGGAUGUCCAGCAAGAAGGAAUUGCUGGUGCGCAAGGUGGCUGCCCUAGAGGUGCAACUGUCAGCCUUGGAGCAGGACAGACAAGGCCUUUCAGAGCAGCUGACACAGGCCAGGUCAGUGAACGAGACCCUGGAGAACAGCCUAUCUGAGGCUCAGCGGCACAUACUGCAGUUGGAGAUCACCAAGAGCCAGCUGGAAAUCCAACUUCAAACAGUCACACAGGCCAAUGAACUGAUACAAGGGGAAGUGAAGUGCCUUAGAUGGAAGCUGGAAGCUGAGAGAUAUCUCAUGCAGCAGGAAAGGAAGACCAUGGCAGAACAGCUCUCGCAGGCAGAACAGCAGCAUGACGAGACUCUCAAGCUUCUGGAAACUGAUCACGAAGUGGAAGUAAACAAGCUCCUGCAAGCCCUGGCUAUUGCAGAAGGAGUGCAGCAAUCGUGGCUCUUGGAGAAGAAGCUCCUGUUGCAACAGCUGGAAAGUUUGCAGCAAGAAGUUGCAAGGCUGAAACUUGCCAACACUGAGCUGAAGGAAUUCAAUGCUGAACUCAAGAAGUCUCUUGAGGAGGUGGAAUGUCAAUGGAGGAAACUGAUGAGGCUCCACUGUGAUCAGUCUCUUCCAGGUGCAAGUGGAUCUUCCUUCUCCAAGCCUCACCACACAAGACGCCUGCUUCUAGGCCGCGCUGCCCGUCGGGGCGGAGCCGGGGCAGGGGCGGCCCCGGCCCGGAAGGCGAGUUUGUUUCCGGGCCGCGCCAUGGAGUCGUUGUGGCGGCUGAAGCGGUUCGAUGCCUUCCUGAAGACCCUGGAAGACUUUCGGCAUACUGUGAUACUGCGAUACACCGCUUGUCCCUGUUCGACAUGCAUCAAAGGGGAUAGCUGGCAGACUGAGGGUGUGCUGGCCCUGAGGAACUGCACGUGGCACCCACCGCUGCGCAAAGAGGAGUUAAAGAGCAUCUCGAGCGUGUGCGGCGUCGGGGGAGCGAGCCCGCUUUCGACACAAUAG